Microthlaspi erraticum is the source of this 2562-nucleotide messenger RNA. The record is from the annotation of a GenBank genome assembly. Lineage: Eukaryota; Viridiplantae; Streptophyta; Magnoliopsida; Brassicales; Brassicaceae.
AUGGUUGCUGGAAAUGAGUUCCUGGUGAGCUCGGUUACUGAGCUUCACCGGAAAGAGAAACAGAAGAAGAAAGGCAAAUCCGGAGGAUUCGAGUCGCUAAACCUCGGCCCCAAUGUCUUCAACGCAAUCAAGAAGAAAGGUUACAAAGUCCCAACACCGAUCCAGCGGAAGACGAUGCCGCUCAUCCUCUCCGGCGUCGACGUCGUCGCAAUGGCUCGAACCGGUUCCGGAAAAACCGCAGCUUUCUUAAUCCCAAUGCUCGAGAAGCUCAAACAACACGUUCCUCAGGGUGGCGUUAGAGCUCUCAUCUUAUCGCCGACUCGCGAUUUGGCUGAGCAGACUCUAAAGUUCGCUAAGGAGCUCGGAAAAUUUACAGAUCUUCGUGUGACCUUACUGGUUGGUGGAGAUAGCAUGGAAGGCCAAUUCGAGGAGCUAACAAAGAGCCCUGAUGUGCUAAUUGCAACUCCUGGUAGGCUUAUGCAUCUAUUAGAUGAGGUUGAUGACAUGUCACUUAGGACUGUUGAGUAUGUGGUUUUCGACGAGGCAGAUAGUCUCUUCGGUAUGGGAUUCGCCGAGCAGCUGCAUCAGAUUCUAGCUCAGUUAGGUGAGAACAGGCAGACUCUGCUCUUCAGUGCCACUUUACCAAGUGCUCUCGCUGAGUUUGCUAAAGCUGGUUUGCGUGAGCCUCAGCUUGUUAGGUUAGAUGUUGAGAACAAGAUUAGUCCUGACUUAAAGCUCUCGUUUUUAACUCUACGUCCUGAGGAGAAGUACGCUGCGUUGAUAUACUUGGUUAGAGAGCAUAUAAGCUCAGAUCAACAGACGUUGAUAUUCGUUUCGACUAAGCAUCAUGUGGAGUUUGUGAACUCGCUGUUUAAGCUGGAGAACAUCGAGCCGUCUGUGUGUUACGGUGAUAUGGAUCAAGACGCGAGGAAGAUCCAUGUGUCGAGGUUCAGAGCGAGGAAGACUAUGCUGUUGAUUGUGACGGAUAUCGCUGCGAGAGGUAUUGACAUACCGUUGCUUGACAAUGUUAUAAACUGGGACUUCCCUCCGAGGCCGAAGAUCUUCGUGCAUCGUGUUGGUAGAGCUGCUAGGGCGGGACGUACAGGCUCUGCGUACUCGUUUGUCACGCCUGAGGACAUGCCGUACCUGUUGGAUCUUCAUCUGUUUCUCUCGAAACCGAUCAGGCCUGCACCGACUGAGGAUGAGGUGUUGAAGAACAUGGAGGAAGUGAUGACGAGAACCAGUCAAGCAAUUGAGAGUGGAGUCACUGUUUAUGGUCGUUUCCCUCAGCAGACUAUCGAUCUUUUGUUUAACAGAAUCCAGGAAGUGAUUGAUGCAUCUGCAGAGUUGGAUUCUCUUGAAAGAACAUCCAAGAAAGCGUUUCGGUUGUAUACGAAAACAAAGCCAGCACCGUCUAAAGAGUCCAUUAGGAGAGCUAAGGAGUUACCACGAGAAGGGUUGCAUCCAAUCUUCAGAAGCAUUAUUGAAGGUGGGGAAUUAGAGGCAAUGGCAUUUUUUCAGAAAAUUAAAAAUUUCAGACCCAAGCAGACUAUACUUGAAGCAGAAGGGGAAGCUCUCAAAUUCAAAAAUGUGAAGGGUCCUCCUGGGGAAUGGAUGGAUGUGAUGAAGAAGAAGAGGGCCAUUCAUGAGGAGAUCAUUAAUACGAGACAUCAGCAGAAGCAGAAGACUUCCAAUAAUCAUUUGGAGAUGGAAGCUGAACCUGAUACCACUAUUAUGGAGGAGGACAAGAUAACAGGAAGCAAAGUAGGCGGUGUAAAAAGAAAGGCACAACAAAUCUUCAAGGACGAAGAGUCCUAUAUCAGCUCCAUACCAGCAAAUCAUCAUUCGGAGGCAGGGCUAUCUUUGAGGGGUAACGAAGGGUUUAGUUCAAAUAGGUUGGACGAUGCGGUUCUAGAUCUUGUUGCAGAUGAUGGCCAAGGCAUGAAGCAGCAAAAAGGAUCGUAUCACUGGGACAAGAAAAGUAAGAAGUACAUCAAGUUGAACAAUGGAGACCGAGUAACUGCCAGUGGAAAGAUAAAGACGGAGAGUGGAGAUAAAGUGAGAGCAAGUAAGAAAGGGUUCUACAAGAAAUGGCAAGAGAAAACUCACCAGAAAGUAUCUAGCCGAGAGGACGGUGAUGGAGACGAUACAAGAAGCAUGUCAGGUAGAGGUGGCCGAGAAGGAAGAGGCAGCCGAGAUGGGAGAGGCAAGCAAGGAUCAGUGCCUAAUGCGCAUGUACGUUCAGAAAUCAAAGAUCUGGAGCAGGUGCGUAAGGAGAGGCAGCAAAAGGCGAACAAAGUGUCUUAUCUGCAAAGCAAGAGAGGUGGAAGAGGUGGUGGGGCCAGAGGAGGGGCCAGAGGAGGUCGUGGUGGAAGGGGUGGCAGCAGCAGGGAAUUUGGUAGUGGAGGCGGGAGAGAUUUUGACAGUAGAAGCUCUAGAGGUGGAAGAGGAGGCGGUGGAAGCGGGAGAGAUUCUGGCGGUCGCCGUGGUGGUAGUAGUAGUAGAGGUGGCUCUGGCAAGAGAGGAGGAAGAGGAGGAGGAGGGAGAGGAAGAGGAAGAUAA